ACAGCUUAUUUUGCGUAACGUUAGGCUACAGAGCGUUUUAGUCCGCUUCCUUUCUUUCGAAGCAUCUAUGAAAAUAACCAGAAUUCAAAAAAAGGCUCUUCCUUCACAAACGUUAAACAAGCAUUAGCUACAAAGCAUUUCCUAUCAUUAACUUUGGUAAAAGAGACCACAAUGAACCAUUUUACCUGAAAAUACACAAACGCGCUCCGAUGCGUUACGACAGGUAUGAACAUUUACAGGCACAAUCCUUUUAUUUUCUAUAAAGAUGAUCAUUUAAAUACAUUUCCAAUGACGUCCUAUGAAGCACAGUUUAGCAGCCUAAAUAAGUAAAUACUUUAUUCUAGUGCGCUACCGCGAGCAUAAGAUACGAGAUCCUACUUGUCUCCACACUGUCUGCGAGUCCAAAACUUCCGCCUGUGGGAGGCUCCGCGGUGACGUCAUGGCGCUCCCCGCCAAAGCGUUUGUGCGUCUCCGAUCAUACUGCUUGUCCUGUGAAACAACGCUAAUAAUAAAGCUUUAAUGUGUUAUUUUAACUCUACGAUUUGUAUGAACACACGACUGGAACAGUUAAAUAUGAGUAUCGAAAUUAUAAUACAGUGAAAUAUGACCUUUGAGUUAUUAUGCGUUGUUUAACACUGUAAACACAUACUUUACAAAUUUGCCUCAACUUCCAGUGAUUAAAACUAACGUUACUUUUUCAAACGAGAGCUGUCUGUAUUGCUAGCAGUAAUGCUACUCACCAUUGUUUUCAUGGAAACAUGCUCGGGAAGUUGUUAUGAGCAGCUGAAACAGAUUUGAGCAAUUGAACAGUGGCGCGUGCUUCCGUCCUAGAUCAGCUGACACGAGCACGCGGAAGAAGUAAAGCUUCAUUCGGUGCGUAGUUUAAAAGUUUAUUUUGAAAACAUAAAGAACACUUUUCAGUCUUAUGAGCUGAAAAACUUUUGUGGUGGUCCUCGUUUGAUGCGUCUUUCCUUCUGAACUGUCAUUUGAUUACAAUGGCACACAACGAGUCAAUGGUUGUAGUGAAUGGAAGUCAGGUGUCCUGCAUUGGGCAUGAUUGGGAAGACAUUCCAGAUUUUCUUGGGGCAAAAUAUGGAGAAGUGGCAAGAAGAUUAGAUCUCAGCUUCAACCAACUGAGGUCACUGACAGGCCUGAAAGCGUUCAGCCAACUGGAAGAGCUGAUUGUGGACAACAAUCUUCUCGGAAAUGACCUCCAGUUGCCCAGGUUACCACGGCUCCAUACCCUGACACUCAAUAAGAACCAAUUCACCGACAUCGAGGCCCUGUUGGAGCAUUUGGCGGAAGUGACGCCAGCACUGGAAUACCUGAGCCUUCUGGGAAAUGAGGCCUGUCCCAACCAACUGGUCAGCAUGGAUAAAGAUGAAGACGACUAUCAGAGAUACAGGUACUUUGUGCUACAUAAGCUGACAAAGCUGAAGUUCCUGGACACCAGGAGAGUGACCCAGUGGGAGUGGUCAGAGGCCGAAGCACGUGGAGCUUUCAUGAAGGUGGUCAAGCCGAAAAAUGACCAAGACACCGCCAGUGAUGUGAGAUCCGAAUCCACCACUACGCCAUACACCCCGCUGCCACGAGGAUCCAAAGACGUCCGGAACCACAAAGGGGUUUUCACCAAGUGCCGUUAUGUCUACUACGGCAAGCACUCAGAGGGCAAUCGAUUCAUCCGCAAUGACCAGCUCUGACUGACAGACGGGUCAGUGGAUACACACACGAGGGGGCUUUACAAAGAUAUCCUGCGCAUAUUAUUAUAAAUAUACAUGUUGCCACACGCAUUUUAAGCAGCCAAACACAGCCCUCUAGUGCCGUCUGCUGAGUGUGCCUUCCCUGCCAACUCCCAUCGCUCUCGCUCUGUCUGAGCAGUGCCAUCCAGAUUGACAUGAUUGCCUUUAAGCAGCCCCGCUAUGCCACGGUGACAGACACAGACGCGGCCGAGCGCUCGUCCUGACAGCCGCGGCUCCAUGAUGGAUUGCCUGGUCCAACUGCUGCUCUCCCCAGGUCAAAGGUCCCACCUGAGGCUUCGGGCUGCCCACACGGAAGCCCAGGAUGAGCUCCUCUCAAAGUCAAAGCUGAAGUUAAAGAGAAAGAUCAGGGGAAAGUGUCGCCUUUGUUGGAGUUUUACGCUAUAGCCAUCAUUAAAAGUAAAGCGUAUUACAUGGUUUUGUAACCAUGUCAUCUUCUGUACAUUACUGUAGGCGGAAUGUCAG
Messenger RNA from Sinocyclocheilus rhinocerous, 2222 nucleotides. Its product is annotated as leucine-rich repeat-containing protein C10orf11 homolog. Lineage: Eukaryota; Metazoa; Chordata; Actinopteri; Cypriniformes; Cyprinidae. Gene Ontology annotation, biological process: melanocyte differentiation. The record is from RefSeq and is a predicted model, not a curated record. The coding region runs from base 996 to 1700 and encodes 234 amino acids. Gene Ontology annotation, molecular function: protein binding. The transcript is spliced from 7 exons.